Molecule: messenger RNA, 375 nt
Organism: Kickxella alabastrina
Lineage: Eukaryota; Fungi; Kickxellomycota; Kickxellomycetes; Kickxellales; Kickxellaceae
Exons: 3
Coding region: 65-325 (86 amino acids)
Source: RefSeq, a predicted model, not a curated record
AUUUUGCUGCUCUACAAUUUUUCCUUCAAUUAAUUUUUUUGUAUACUACACGCAUCAUACAACAAUGGGUGGAACCGCACACAAACCGUAUCCUAAGCACGUCUGGUCGCCCUCCGGAGGAUGGUGGGCUCAGCCUAAGGCGUGGAAGCGCAACACCAUUAUUGUCGGUCUGGGCAUGACGGCCUUCGUCGGGUUUGUCUUUAAAAAGUCUGCAGAGCUCGAGCAACGCACGCUGUACCCACGCGUGUGGAUUCCGUCGAUGAUGUGGUCCAAGCAGUUCAAGACCAAGGAUGACCCUACUUUCCAGCCCCCCAAGUCUCUGUAAAGCGCGCUUAUUUUUAUAUCUUUUGCGCUUUUUAAAUACAAGUCCAAAUA